Molecule: messenger RNA, 72 nt
Organism: Linum tenue
Lineage: Eukaryota; Viridiplantae; Streptophyta; Magnoliopsida; Malpighiales; Linaceae
Source: the annotation of a GenBank genome assembly
AUGCGUUUGGAUAACAUCCUUUUUCGAUUGGGUAUGGCGGCAAACCAUUCCUCGAGCUCGCCAAUUAGUUAA